ACUAGCAGUAGUUUCACUGGCCGUACAAUAACUGGACUGGAGCCAGGCAAUAGCUACACUAUCACUGUGACAGCCUCCAAUGGAGCUGGUAGUGGUCCUGUCAGUAACACAGUGACUGCAAUGACUGAGGAGGCAGCUCCCAGUGGUGCUCCUGGUCCAAUCACUCAGUACAGUCACACCAAACAUGCGAACACUGUCCAGUGGGGAGAGUGCCUUGUCCCCUGAGAAAUGAAGAGAUCACAGACUACACAGUUGCUGCAACCAACUCAGG
Molecule: messenger RNA, 271 nt
Organism: Geodia barretti
Lineage: Eukaryota; Metazoa; Porifera; Demospongiae; Tetractinellida; Geodiidae
Source: the annotation of a GenBank genome assembly